AAGUAGCUGGGAGAAGGAAGAAAGGAGCUCAGGGCAUAUCAAUCUUUCUGCCUUACAGCUCCAAGGCUGGGGUUGCAGAAGCAAAGAAUAGCCAUGGAGGAAGGGAACCGUGCAGUUUGACUGACUGACUUGAAAUGAAAGCGGGGCUCAGGAGAAGCACAAUGACAGCCUGGCUGCUGCUGGCUAGGAUGGCUGAUUCCACUUGUUACGCAGCGCUAACGCUGAUCUGCUGCUGGGAGCAUGGAGCUUGCGGACUUGCUGUCUUGAGGCCAUUCUCCUGGUCCUGUCUGCUAUGGCCACAGAGAAAAGCCCAGUGCUGGGGACUGGAUUGAUGACAGUUGCUGCUUGCAAGCGAGGUGACUAGCACCUGCUGCCCUAGUUGCAGCUGGAUGAACUCGGGACACAAAGAAGAGAAAAAUCAACUGUUAGUCCCCGACAUGAAGUCUCCAGCUGGCCCAACCAGAUGGCUAGUACUGCUUGUCACCAGUCUGGUUUCUCUUUGCCUUUCCUUCCCACUGUGGAAAGACCGGGACUUCUUGAUGGAGGAAGAGGAUGCCCAUCGGACAGGUGGCAACCUGGUGCUUGGGAACUGGGAACAGAAGCUCAAUGAGAAGCUCAUAACCCUCAAGGAGAAGGAAGUGGCCAAGGCCAUCAGUACUGGACAGUUCCCACCCAGCAUGCACUUCUUCAGGGCCAGAAGCCUCAUUGACCAAAGCACAGUGUUCAGCAUCUUAAAACGCAUGCCCAAAGGUGCAGUCCUACACUUGCAUGACUACGCAAUUCUGAGUGCAGACUGGCUGGUGAACAAUGCCACCUACCUCCCUGACUGCUAUAUCUGCUUCACCUGCUUGGGCACAGUUCGGUUCAGGUUUUCCAAGCCUCACCCUCCCAGCAAAGUGCCACCCAACUGCUCAAAGUGGGUGUUGCUGGAGACAUACCGGAAGCAGCUGCACAACAUCACAGAGUUUGAUCACAGCUUGCUGAAGAACCUGACUCUGGUGACAGAUGAUCCAGAGAUGGCCUACCCAACUCAGGCUUUUAUUUGGAAAAAAUUUGAAAAUGCCUUUCUCACUGCUUCUGGCCUUGUCUGCUAUGCACCCGUGUUCAAGGCCUAUUUCUAUCAGGGGCUGCUGGAACUCUACAAGGAUAACAUCCAGUAUGUCGAGAUAAGAGCAAUACUCCCACAGGUGUAUGAAUUGGAUGGUACCACACACAACAAAUCGUGGUCUGUGGUGACAUAUCGGGAGGUGACAAGGCAGUUUGUUAAAGAUCAUCCUGAUUUUAUUGGAGCAAAGAUUAUAUUUACAGCACACAGAAUGCUGAAUGUUUCCCAGAUUAAAGAAGCCAUCUACACAGCCAUGUUGCUCAGAGCCCAGUUCCCGGACACUUUAGCAGGGUUUGACCUGGUUGGGUAUGAGGAUGAAGGACACUCUCUCUGGGAGCUGAAGGAUAUCCUGACCAUUCCAUAUUCUCUAGGAGUCCAUUUGCCUUACUUUUUCCAUGCUGGUGAGACUGACUGGCAAGGAACCUCUGCAGACAACAAUGUACUGGAUGCUUUACUGUUGAAUACUAGCCGGAUUGGCCAUGGACUUACCCUCAAUAAACAUCCAGUAGCCAGGAGCUUGUCUCGGAAGAUGGAUGUUCCUAUAGAAGUCUGUCCAAUCUCUAACCAGGUCCUGAAGUUAGUAUCUGAUCUGAGGAACCAUCCUGCUGCUGAGCUGAUUGCUGAUGGACACCCCAUAGUGGUCAGUCCAGAUGACCCAUCUGUCUUUGGAGCAAAGGGAGUGUCGUAUGACUUCUACGAAGUGUUCAUGGGCAUUGGAGGGAUGAAUGCUGAUCUGAGGACCUUGAAACAAUUGGCAUUGAACUCUCUAAAAUACAGCUCCAUGCAGCCAGAGGAGAAAGCUAAAGCUGAAGAGGUCUGGCAGAAAAAAUGGAACCAGUUUAUAGCUGACUUCUCUGGUGUUUUCCCAAGAGAGCUCUAAGAGGGGGAAGACCCAUGUCAAAGAGAACGUAGCAAGCUGGAGUGAACAAUGGCCACUGCUAGCACCGAGAGCAUUCUUUUUCCACAUUGUAUGAGCAGGUGGACCUCCAACCUUCACUAGGAGCUGGGUGAUUUUGACCAAUUGGAGUUAUAAACAGCACAAGGCCCUCUAUAAAAGUCUCAGAUGAAGCACAACAAUAAGCCUUCAAAACACAAAUUUAAACCUGCAGGAAAUGAUCAAAAUGCUAUUCAAACCAUGAUGGGCCAAAUCCUGAAGUCUUCACCUGGGGGAACCCCACUUUGAAAUGGCAGUCUGUUGGAGUUCUGACUCUACAAGGACCUCGGCAUUUCACCUUAUCAUUCCAACAUAGGUUUCUCCUCAGGAAGUUGCUCAGACAAGCAUCCUGCCAUUUGGGCCACUAACCUUGACCUUCAGGAAGGCAAGGAAUGAAAAUAACUCACUCGUGUUAUGUGCAACCUUAGGGCUGCUGCCAAGAGUAGCAUGGUUAGACUGAAGAGUCAGGACUUGUUCUAGGGCUUGGUAUUUCAGGAACUAUGAAGGCUAGAAACAAGCUGAUGGAGCUGUACAAGCACUUUCCUGGCUAAAAUGCUUUCUGGAAGAAGGUGCAGCUUCUUUCUCCACUCACCUUGGUACAGACUCCAAAAGGCUUCUUCACCUGGAGAAGUGGCCUCUGACUUCAAGAGGAACUUCUUGUUGUCAUAACCCAAAGGUAUGAUUUUGUGUGUGCUUCGGCACCAGAAUUAUCCCCGCCAGGUUGCAGCUUCAUUGCACGGUGGAGUUUUCUGCUGUGGGGGAAAACUCCGGUGCAGGGACGAG
Molecule: messenger RNA, 2822 nt
Organism: Alligator sinensis (Chinese alligator)
Lineage: Eukaryota; Metazoa; Chordata; Crocodylia; Alligatoridae
Gene: ADA2
Product: adenosine deaminase 2
Exons: 13
Coding region: 390-1985 (531 amino acids)
Biological process (GO): adenosine catabolic process; inosine biosynthetic process
Molecular function (GO): adenosine deaminase activity
Source: RefSeq, a predicted model, not a curated record